ACAUUAUUGUACGACGCAAAUUGAACAAAGAAACUCUUCAUUUGUUGAAAUAAACCGGUUUCGAGCGGCCUAAACAAAACGGUGGUACGCGUGCAUCAACGCACGCACGAGCACGAACGAAAGCAACACCACCCCAUCCCUCACCCAAAGCAUAACGCCACGGCCGUGAUCGCAGCCGCGCACGAAAGCAUACUUUUUCGCUUCCCGCAGUUGCGUUCGGAAAGUUGUUGAGCAUAGGUCGUCGCCGUUGUCGUCGUUGUUGCCAUUCCGGCCGUACUCGAGAGUCCGCGUCAGUGCAUUGAAGCCUUUUCGACGGCAAAUACGACAUACGCAGUGUGCGGCGAUUUUAUCCAUCCGUGUGCCCGUGUGCGUUUGUGUGUGUUGAACGUGUGAAAUCGCGAUAAAAAAGGCAGGUGGUUCAUCUUAAACCACCAUCUUGCAGCUCUUCAGUACGAGAGCCAACCAACGCAACCAUUGAAGCCAUCUGCAUUUUGUUGAAAAGCAACCCACAAAAAGGCUUUCUCGAUUUUUCUACAUUGUGCGUGCGAGUGUGUUUUCGGGGGAUAAAAUAAUUAUAGUGUAAAGGUGUAAAAUUGUUAUACAAUCUCUUGAAGCUCCAGCAACGCCAGUAUGUCCAGCAGCAUUCAGAUUACGGCCGACGACAAACCGGCAACCACUGCCGGCUUGAUCACACCGACCAAGACGCCGGGUCCGCCGCCGCCAGUGUCUAGCAUUCCCUCCAGCCCGUCCCAUCUGCAGCUGCCGUCGCCGAUUAUAACGCGCCGCACCAGAACCGCUUCGACCUCCGAUCGUGCCAUGCGUAACCCGAUCGAGGAGGGCAAGGUGAAGUCGUUCAGCAGAAGCAAAGGUCACGGGUUUAUCACACCGAAUGCCGGCGGUGACGACAUCUUCGUACACAUUUCCGACAUCGAGGGCGAGUACGUGCCGUUGCCCGGUGACGAGGUGAGCUAUCGGCUCUGCUCCAUCCCGCCGAAGUACGAGAAGGUGCAGGCGAUCCAUGUGCAAAUAACGCACCUGACGCCGGAAAAGCAUUCGCGCUGGGAAACGUGCAUGAGCCACGACGACGGCCAUCGGCUGCAUUAGGGCAGGUGGAACGAGCCGGCGCCGGAUCAGCUACUACCCCACCACCAUCACCACUACCAGCAGCGCCAGUUGGUAGGGAAAGCAGGAGGAGGAGGUGGUGGUGGUGGUGAUGGUGGCAAGCAUGAUUCACGCCGGUGGCCCGAUAUAUCGUUCGAUUUUGCGUUGGAUGAUGAAUAGUGGCGCGACGGUCGACGCGAGAGAGAGAGAGGGGGGCAAGCAGAAGAGAAGCGUAAGAUGAUCCUCGUGGUGUGCAGUAAACAAAAACAUGCAGACACAGACACACAUAGUUUAGGGCAGUUUAUUAUAACCGUGUUGACAGGCUGCGUCCGUUCAGUAUUUUCGUUCAUUAGUUAGAGGGCGAUGGAGGCGCCUGGUUGUCCAGCGAAUUGUUCUGCUUAGUUUCAUCGGCAGCGGCGGCGGCGGCGGCGGCGGCGCGUUUAAUAGGUGUUGUUGUGCUGCCCUAAAUGCACAACAGAACAAAAAUAAUCGAUACGGUUUUAUUGGUUAAAAUGUUGCGCUCCUUACCGAAGGAUAAUAAAGGGUGUUGUGGUGGCAGCGUCUGCGACUUACCAGAUUAUCUUGGAAAGUGAAACAUCUAUUCAAUAAUUUGGCACGUGCUGUGGCACCAUAAACACACACAACCACAGAGACACCAACACACAGGAAGGAUUUUAAUUAAUAAGUGCAAACACCGUUGGCCCAUAAAUGCCAGCAUCACACGACGGGGGCAUCACACUGAACAUGCGACAGUAGAGCCGUGCUGAAUGGAGCGAACGAAAAAGUCAGGAGAGCGGAUUAGCCGCAGGAUAAACCGUUGCAGCAGCAACAGCAGCUUUUCGCGUGUGUGUGUGUGUGUGUGUGCAAGAGAAGAGAAGAAAAAAAUAACAAAUUGACCUGCAACCCACACACGCGCGUCCUGGCAUGCUCCAGUUUGUCCACCAUCUCGCCCGGAUAGGACAAAGGAUCGUUGGAAGGGGGCAAACAAAAGCGCGAGACCGUGCACAAUAUAUACAAUGCUCGCAAGCGAUUCUUCUUACUCACUAAUUGCUCUCGCUUUACCUUUUCUUUCUCCUGCAGCCCAAUACACAAACUCACACAAACACACACACACUCUUUACUCUUUUUUGUUUGGUUAGUGCUGAGCAAGCAAAAAGGAUGAUUAAAGACGAAAGAAAAGUGAAAAAAUGAUAUAAUUCAGGUCGCCGUCGUCGUCGUUGUCGCUUAGGGACAGCAGAAGGAAUAAAACGAAAUAAUAAAAAAAAUGUACGUUGGCCGAUUAGAGAAGUAAGCUUUUCCUUCAGGGCCGAAACACGGCGAUCCCGAUGAAUGGCGCUGCGUGAGAGGAUUUAUGGAAGAAAAAAAAGGCAAGUUCGUUUAUUCGCAAGUUGCUGCUUUGUGUGGUGCGAGCUAGCAGACACAAACUCGGGCGGGGGCAGCGAAUGAAGCGAAAGACAUCUCCGAACCUAUUGUACAACGAAAAAUUAGACCGGAAGGAAACGCACAUACGGUGGGGAGCGGGAAAAUGCGGGUUAGAUCUUGCACACUCCCUCUCCCCAGCAGUGUGAUAAUGAUAAUUGACAUUAAUUCAAUUGCAAUCAGGCUUUAUCGUUUCCUUUUUCCUGUUUUGGUGAAAAAACACGCUCUCGCUUCAUUGUGGGCGCAAACAGCUGAAAAUGUGUCCCCGCAACACACACAAACGCAAAGAAGUCCAUACGCGCACGCACGACAGAAUGUUGGAAAAAAAUUCAAAUAUUCCGCUCACGGAACAAUGCAGGUCAGAGACAAGCUACCAAGCACGGUAAAUAUACAUAAACAUAUAUACAUAGAGCCAUCCAGCAAAAGCGAUAGACAGUGACAGUGAAGGGAGGUACAUUUACUAACAAACAAAAAACAAGGUAAAAUAGAAGAAAAUGCGGGAGGGCACAGUUUUGUAAGAAUUUAGAUACCGCAACACGUUACAGCAAAUCUAAUAACGCUAGCGAUUUAAUGAACAGCGAGCCAUAACAUUGCAAAGCAUAUUUCAGGCAGCGGCAAAGUGUAUUGGUGAAUGGUGUGUGUGUGUGUGCCUAUGUAUGUACAUCUUUUUUGAAGUAAUUUUUGGGCGUCCGGUUGGGUGUCCAGGAGCAUAUAUACGCGGCGACGGGCAGUAGAGCGAAAACUGCGCCUAAAUGUAGGCAAACCGCUUUAGACGCAAAAGUUUAUCCUUUGCGUUUGGGCGAUAUACGCAAAACACAACACCCCGCAACAGCGGAUGAAUAGUCGUUUGAUAGUUGGAUAAUACUAAACGUUAAGCGCAAACUGCACCAACCGCACAGAAACAGCAAAAAAAAGCAACGUAUUUUGUAAUGAAAAAAAAAAAAAACGAGGAAACCGCGUUUGUAUUGUGUACGUGUAUAAUGUUCAGGAAUAAUUGUUGAAAUACAUUCACCAUAAUACAGUUUAAACACCAUCUUUCCCUGGAGCAACUGUAUGCUUUACCACCACCAUCAGCCCGUCCCCGUGCACUGUCCAGCGCGAGCGGUUUUGUGUAAUGGGGUCAGAUUUGUAGGGGGGUUUGUAGGGUAUGGUAGUUUGAAGCUCACUUAGCAAACAAACACACCCGGAGAGGGAGAUGUAUCCUUUUUCCGCGAAGUAGGGUUUUGCGAGCUUUACAACAACCGAAGAAGGGAAGAAAGAGUUUUAAGUUUUACCACAAAUAAUCCACACAAAAGCUUCUGCAUAAUCACCGCGCCACCGGUUCCAAGUACAACACGGUUACGGGGUUCUCUUACUCACUUUCUCCUCUCUCUCUCGCUCUCCCGCUUUGCCGGUAAGAUGAUCGGAUUAUCCGCGGAUGAUUGGUAAUGCAAAGAAGCUUUCGUUGCGCGGGAAGCAACGGCACACAAAUUGAAGGGUCAGACCAGGAGCAAAAACAAAACAAAACAAAAAACAGGGCAUAAUAAUCCUAUUAAAUUCCAUCACUACCUUAAGAGUCGGCUGGAUCUUACCUCACACAACCGUCCCUACCAACGCGGUGAUUACCAAACCGAGAUUAAAUGUGGGUGAAGGGCUUUAACAAGCUAGGAUUAUUGCAUAGAUUCGGGCAGUUAAAAAUUGCGCCAAUGAUCGUGAAUAAUUGAGAAAGGAAUACAGUAAGCUUACUUACACCUAUUUACCCUCACAGAUUAAAGCAAAAAAAGAACCACCAAACUGCCCAUGUAGCACAACAACACGCCUCCGUGGAUCCGUAAUGUUUCGCUGUGCUCGGGGCACGGAACCUACACCAAAUAUAUGGGUUGGAUCGGCGUUUUUUUAAUGAAAUCCACAGCACACUUUGCCUCAUAGCAACAGGGGAUGACCCCCAUCCAGCCUUUCCCAUAUAUUGAUGGUCAGUGUCAAAAGAGUCUUAACUUAAAGAAGAACAAAAACAUUCUCCAGUUGCAUUACUCAAAACCCUAGUGGACCAAACAAUAACAACCAAAAGAAAAUGAUAAAAAACGAUAAACAUAAGAAUGUAAGUACCCAAGAGGCCGACAAACAUCCUCAAAAUAUCCACACACAGCCCAGCCACACAGUGGAAAAGUUGAAGAGCGUUGGAAUUUGGUCGAACAUUUUCCGCUUCUAUUUUCUUACCUUUUUUCCUUCCAAUUUGUGUUGGUGCGUUUGCCUGCCCGUGACGUGCUUUAUUUGAUAAAAAAAAGGAGCAAUUUUAAUUGCGUUAAAGUGUGUGUGUGUGUGUGUGAAGUAAGGGAAAGAUAAAUACGGUAAAUCCUAUCCAUAAUGUUCUCCUGUAAAGCGGGAUACAAAAAAGGGCAGACGUUUCGAUGAACUUUACGUGCGUGCCAGGCCAGGAACUCGAUUAAAGGUAACGCAAUUUCAUCCACGUGCGUUCCUUUUCUUUUCGGUUCACUUGUAGAGAGACAUAAUAAUAAAAAAAACGCGACGAGAGAACAACGAAUCGGGGGGGUGUAGUAGAAUAGAUAAACGAAAAUAAAAUAAUUUUAUAAUCCUUUCGGGGCCGUCCGUGCGAGAAGCUCACUUUCACACACAGCCAACACAGGCGCACGUCUGCCUGCCUUUUGUUUCUUUAUCUCCUUUAUUCUCCCGGAGUGGAGUGAAAAAUUCGGGAAAAUCGUGCACCAAAUGUUAUAUCCUGGUAAUUAUGUUUGUUGCUGAAAAAGUGAAUCGAUUUUGGUCUUUUUUUUCCUGUUGCCUUUUUUGUUGUACCGCUACAAUGCAAUGAAAUAUGUGAAAUGGAAGAAUUGGAAAUUGAAAGCAUUUCUUUGUUUUCCUUUUUAUUGUUUAUUUGCAAACAGAAAUAAAAAAAAAGCUGUUGCACUUACAUAUUGAUUGAUCACAUUAAAUCCUUAAAAAUGAUGCAUAAAAUGCAAAACAAGCACAAGUGAUGGGAAAAGUGAUUUGCGAA
Molecule: messenger RNA, 5509 nt
Organism: Anopheles merus
Lineage: Eukaryota; Metazoa; Arthropoda; Insecta; Diptera; Culicidae
Product: cold shock domain-containing protein CG9705
Exons: 3
Coding region: 631-1104 (157 amino acids)
Biological process (GO): regulation of mRNA stability
Cellular component (GO): cytoplasm
Molecular function (GO): mRNA 3'-UTR binding
Source: RefSeq, a predicted model, not a curated record